Molecule: messenger RNA, 1310 nt
Organism: Erpetoichthys calabaricus (reedfish)
Lineage: Eukaryota; Metazoa; Chordata; Cladistia; Polypteriformes; Polypteridae
Gene: jmjd7
Product: jumonji domain containing 7
Exons: 8
Coding region: 62-997 (311 amino acids)
Molecular function (GO): 2-oxoglutarate-dependent dioxygenase activity
Source: RefSeq, a predicted model, not a curated record
GAGCGCAUUCAGCCGCUCACUAACGUGUCUCCGCGCGUUCUCGUUGACGGUCAGGUGAAGCAUGGCUAAGGUGCGUGAAUGUCUGCUGGAAUUCGCUAAACAAGCGAGAGAACUCUAUCUGAAUGAGUCUGUGUCCUAUUUGGAGUGCCCGCCAUCCCCACUUGAGUUUUACAGAGACUGGAUCACACCCAAUAAGCCAUGCAUCAUAAGAAAUGCUUUCAACCACUGGCCGGCCUUAACCAAGUGGAAUCCAUCAUACCUCAGGGAGAAGGUUGGCACAAAGAUCAUUAGUGUUGCUGUCACACCAAAUGGUUAUGCAGAUGCAGUAUUCCAGGGUCGAUUUGUGAUGCCUGAAGAGCGCCGCAUGCCCUUUGCCUCAUUUCUGGACAUAGUUGAGCAGAAAUGUAGUGCCAAUGGAGUUUUUUAUAUUCAAAAGCAGUGUUCCAAUUUGACAGAGGAGCUACCAGAGUUGGCUGGAGACCUGGAGACACAUAUUCCCUGGAUGAGUAAGGCCUUAGGCAAGAAGCCUGAUGCUGUGAAUUUUUGGAUGGGAGAAUCCGCUGCAAUCACAUCAAUGCACAAAGACCACUACGAGAACCUGUACUGCGUGAUAUCUGGAGAAAAGCAAUUUAUUCUCAUUCCUCCAUCGGAUCGACCAUUUGUUCCUUAUGAGUUGUACCAUCCAGCAACAUUCCAUGAGCAGGAAGAUGGUACAUUUAGUAUUGUGGAAGAAGAGUGUGUUGAUAAAGUUCCCUGGAUUCCUCUAGACCCUUUGAAUCCUGAUUUAGAGCAGUUUCCAGAAUAUCCUAAUGCAAGACCCCUGACUUGCACUGUAAAAGCAGGAGAGAUGAUGUUUCUACCAUCGCUAUGGUUUCAUCAUGUACAACAAUCUCAUGGCUGUAUCGCAGUGAACUUCUGGUAUGACAUGGAGUAUGACAUCAAAUACAAUUACUUCCAGCUACUGGAUUCCCUAUCUCAAGCUACAACUGAAUCAUAAAUGAUAUUCACCAGUGAUGGAGCACUAAAGGGGAUGACUGAAAACAACAUAAGCCAGAACAGAAAAAAGAAAUAUUUUAAACUAAAAUAAUCACCAGAGACUAAGGAAGCUGUUUCAUUGGAGGAGUGGAUAUGAAAAGAAACAAGUAAUUUUAUUAUUAAAAAGAGGUGGUUUCAGCCAGUAUAGAUCCAGCGUACAUCAUGUGUUUUCUGCUUGAUCAUGGUGUUGUAUUAAGCUUGGACCUGACUAAAAUGGUCAGCACUGUGCACUUGACAAUUUUUUAUAUAGGAAUUCUUUAGUUUUACACCUACAA